This is a messenger RNA of Planococcus citri (citrus mealybug), 905 nucleotides long. Its product is annotated as lipase member I-like. The record is from RefSeq and is a predicted model, not a curated record. Gene Ontology annotation, molecular function: lipase activity. Bases 82 to 714 code for a protein of 210 amino acids. The transcript is spliced from 4 exons. Gene Ontology annotation, biological process: lipid catabolic process. NCBI's taxonomy places the organism in Eukaryota, Metazoa, Arthropoda, Insecta, Hemiptera, Pseudococcidae.
UCUUCCCUUCUUCAUUAAAAUACAGAAUAUCUAAAGCUGAAAAAAUUCAACAUUCUGGUAGUGGAUUGGGGACAAUUGGCUAUGGACGGAUGUUACUUCGAUACUGCUUUUCCCUGUAUUUCACUUAUAGGGAGAUGUUGCGCUGAGAUGGUUAAUUUUAUACUCCAACACAGACCAGAAAUAACCGUAGAUCAAUUUCACGUCGUUGGUUGGAGCAUGGGAGCUCAAGUCAGCGCUCGAUUCGGAGUCCAUUUCAGACCAAAAAUUGUUCCUCGAAUUACCGGUUUAGAUCCCGCGUUUCCAAAAUUCUUUUGGCCUUUCACAGUAGCCCAUAAUAUACUAAAUAGACACCAUGCUAAAUUUGUUGAUGUCAUUCAUUCAAAUAUGGGACAGUAUGGAGUAUAUUUCUCAGACGCUCAUUAUGAUAUUUAUGUUAAUAAAGGGACAUCUCAGCCUGGAUGUGAUGGGGAUGUGUCCUGCAGUCAUCGUCGGGCGACAGAGAUGUUUGCCGAAUCCAUCAACUCGAAAGUAAAAUUUAUUGCUAGAAAGUGCGAUCACAAUUCGUAUUUCGUUACAUUCAGGAGCUGCGAUGGAAAUUCAAAAAAACGCAUAGAAGUGGGCGAAUAUUGUAAGCCACCAGUCGAUGAAAAGGACACAGGUACUUAUCAUCUUCAGACCAAUGACCAUCCUCCUUAUGCGAUUCCUCCCAAGUGAGAUAGGUGUCUACAAUUGAAUUGAAGUGAACUGAACGAUGAACGUUUAAUAAAAAUGAACUGAACGAUGAACAUUUAAUUUAAAUUAAGUACCUACUUUAAACUUUGAAGUCAUGUUUUCAUUCGCCAGAUUUAUUUGUAGGCCUAUUUCAAUUUUCGCAGGUAGAUAAAUAAAAUGAAAAUGAGAACCGA